CAAGGAAACCAACCCCUCAAAAUUCAAUGGAUACCCUUCUUCUCUUUUCUCAGUUCUUUUUACCAGUACAUCCGUAAGCACGCACAUAUUGACCGUUUCAUCGUUCUUUACCAAAACCAGAGUGAAACUCUAGAUUCGCAGUUGGUUUCACAUUGACGGAUGAUUGUGUAGGGGUUGACCGCAAGUCGUGCUUUAGAGAAUUGGGAGUUAGAUUUUUCCUGUUUUUGUUUUUGUUUUUUUUUUUUGCUCUGAAUGAUUGAUUGAUUGAUUGAUAUUGCGAUGAUGAUGGCGGAUGGGACUGCUAACCUUUGGUCGCCGGAGGAGUUGCGGGAAUCCGCCGCAGGAGGAGGAGGCGGCGGCGGCGAAGGAACUGAAGUCGUUGAAUUUCCCGCUGAAAUGGUCGACAUGGAGAUGUUUUGGAACUUGCUUGGGGAUACGGAAUCCGAUUCUUCGCAGAGUAGGCCAGAAGAUUCAUCACUGAGUUUUGCACCACAUGAUUCUAGGAGUGGAGUUUUGGAUGGUUCACUUCACUCAAACGAGAGAGCAGUAAUCUUUGACCCUCCGUUGCAUAGUUGCAGUGGGAGCCUGACUGACUUGCCACCAAUUGAGGGCCAUGGCCAAUUCUGUUCAGACAAGGAUAAUGCCUUCUACAGUGCUGCAUCUAAUAUCCAAGAUGACAGGUUGUCUCAUAGCCACUUGAUAGCUGAAAAUAACUUGAAAGCAUCAGUAACAUCAAAUAUGGUGGAAUCAUCUAGGAUGGAAAUAGAGACGCCCCAAUUCAAUGAAUCUCAUGCUCUGUUCAGUUCGGGGCAAAUUUCUGAUCUUCUGGAUCAGCCUUGGGAGCAGUAUUCACAUAUGUUGUUGGGAGACAGUGUACCCUUUCCUUCUUGUAGUGAGUUUGAUUUUGGGAUUUUGCCUUUUGAUGGUGAUAAUAUGCUUAAUGUAAAGGAUGAAUGGGAGCCUUCAACUUGGGAUGCUGGUUCAAACAACAUUGUUUCCGGGGAAGGUUUGACUAGGAUAACAAAUGAGGGGGUUGUAGAUGGAUACUCCAACACUGGGGAUAUAAAUGUCAAUUUUCAGCAUGCUUGUAAAAGUGAAUUACAAUUCACUCGGCAUAAAAACAGAGAGACUGAUUAUAAUGUGGCUACUCAGCCUUGGGCAUAUGAUCCAUCAUAUGUGUUCUCUAAAAAGCAAGAAGUAUGUGCAGAGGAUUUAAAAGAUGAUAUUAUUGAUAGAAAACCAUUUAGCGAUGCGGAUGCUCUACUUUCUAAUGAACCACCAAAUCCAUUUUCUCCCUGUCUACUACCUUCCAGUUCAGGUAAAAGUCAUUUGGUUUAUAGAAAGGAUGAAAAUGAAGGUAUGUCACAUGAAUCUGGAGAGCCACACAAUCAUCCUUAUCUGGUUGACAACACUACUUUGGAAAAACCCAUUCUGGUUCAAAAUGAUUGUGCACUAAAUGACUCGUGUUUGUUAACCACUGCCCACCAAUCUGUUCAAAGUAGUUCAUUAGCUCAAAGAAUCUGUGCUGCUACUGAUGAUGAUGAUGUGUGCAUUCUGGAGGAUAUAAGUGCGUCAGCUCGACCAAAUCCAUGUCCACCUAAUGGGAAGUCACUUGUUAACUUGCAACAUGCUACAUUUAGUGAAACUUCUACUCGUGUCGGAGCAGGAUAUAUGAGAUUCAAACCAAAUGGGGAGCAAUUUGUUUUUCGAACUGCAUUGCAGGACCUUUCUCAGCCAAGAUCGGAAGACAAACCUCCAGAUGGUGUUUUGGCUGUUCCUCUUUUGAGACACCAGCGAAUUGCUUUAUCAUGGAUGGUCAAGAAAGAAACAACAAAUCCACGCUGUUCUGGUGGGAUUCUCGCAGAUGAUCAGGGGCUUGGAAAGACAAUAUCAACCAUUGCACUUAUACUCAAAGAAAGGUCUCCAUCUGUUAAAGCCUUUGCAGCCUUUACAAAACAAACUGAGGCAGAGACGUUGAAUUUGGAUGAUGAUGAUGAUGCUCCUACUAAGUCAAAUAAUGGUGCUAAUUCUUGUCAAGCUAAUGGAUGCUCGGCCACAGUUGCUAAACCAUCUGCACAUGCAAAAGGUAGGGCUGCUGCCGGCACCCUUAUUGUAUGCCCAACAAGUGUCCUGCGCCAAUGGUUUGAUGAAUUGCAUAAUAAGGUAGCGAACACCGCUAAUCUUUCUGUUCUAGUAUACCAUGGGUGCAAUAGGACGAAGGAUCCUUUUGAGCUAGCAAAGUAUGAUGUUGUGCUCACAACCUAUUCAAUUGUAAGUAUGGAAGUUCCAAAACAGCCUCUUGUUGAUGAUGAGGAUGAGACACAAAAGCAAACCACUGAUUCACAGAAUGGCCUUUCAUCUAGUAGAAAGAGGAAAAGUCCUCUUAACUCAGGAAAGAAAUCGCUAAAGGGGAAGAAGGGAACAGAAGGUGAAUUGCUGGAAACUGAUGUUCGUCCCCUUGCUCGGGUCGCCUGGUUUAGGGUUGUAUUAGAUGAAGCUCAAAGCAUCAAGAAUUACAAAACUCAAGUGGCAAGAGCUUGUUGGGGUCUACGUGCUAAAAGGCGGUGGUGCUUGUCGGGUACACCUAUACAGAAUGCAAUUGAUGAUCUAUAUAGCUACUUCAGAUUUCUUAAAUUUGAGCCAUAUUCUUCAUAUAAACUAUUCUGCUCUUCACUCAAAGUUCCCAUUCAAAAACAUCCAACAAGUGGGUACAGAAAACUGCAGGCAGUGCUUAAAACUGUAAUGCUUCGCCGAACUAAAGGAUCACAAAUUGAUGGCGAACCAAUUCUCACCCUUCCUCCUAAGAGAAUAGAACUGAAAAAAGUUGAAUUUACACAAGAGGAACGUGGAUUUUAUUGCAGACUUGAGGCUGAAUCACGAGCACAGUUUGCAAAAUAUGCAGCUGCUGGAACUGUCAAACAGAAUUAUGUUAACAUAUUACUGAUGCUCCUGCGGCUCCGUCAAGCUUGUGAUCACCCUCAGCUUGUUGGGGGAUCCAAUUCAAGUUUAGAUUGGAGAUCUUCAAUUGAAAUGGCGAAGAAACUACCCCAAGAGAAACGGAUUUUACUUUUGAAUUGCUUGGAGGCUUCUUUAGCAAUUUGUAGCAUAUGCAGUGAUCCACCUGAAGAUGCUGUUGUCACAGUCUGUGGACAUGUCUUUUGCAAUCAGUGCAUUUGUGAGCAUUUAACUGGUGACGACACCCAUUGUCCUGCCACAGAUUGCAAAACUCAACUCAGUUUUUCUUCAUUAUUCUCUAAAAAGAUUUUAAAGGAUUCUGCAUCUGAUCAGCCCAGUCUUUUAAAUAAUCCUGAUUACACUGGUUCGGAGUCUGGUGAAACAUCCCAGCUCUAUUCUUUUGGAUGUUCAUAUGAUUCUUCAAAAAUUAAGGCUGCUCUUGAGGUUUUGCAAUCUCUGUCUAAAUCACGGGAUUGCCCCACUAUGGUUAGCUCCCCAGUAUGUGAAGACAAAGGAAAUUAUUACUCUGAGAAUACAUCUAAUUCUGGCUCAGGAGUGUCACAUGUUAAAAUGAACUUGGACUUGGAUGGAAAUUCUAAUCGCGCUACUAAAAUAGCUGGAGAGAAAGCACUUGUCUUUUCCCAGUGGACAGGGAUGUUGGAUCUGCUUGAAGCUUGUCUAAAGAAGUCAUCUAUUCAGUACAGGAGACUAGAUGGGACUAUGUCUAUUGUUGCUAGAGACAAAGCCGUGAAAGAUUUUAACACAAUUCCAGAAGUAUCUGUCAUGAUUAUGUCUCUAAAAGCUGCAAGCCUUGGACUGAACAUGGUUUCAGCUUGUCAUGUCAUCCUCCUAGACCUAUGGUGGAAUCCGACAACUGAAGAUCAAGCAAUUGAUAGAGCACAUCGGAUUGGGCAGACUCGUCCUGUUACAGUUUUGCGGUUGACUGUAAAGGAUACUGUUGAAGAUCGUAUCUUGGCUCUUCAGCAAAAGAAGAGAGAAAUGGUGGCUUCUGCAUUUGGAGAAGAUGAGAAUGGUAGUAGACAGACUCGUCUAACCGUGGAGGACUUGGAAUACCUAUUCCGGCACUAAUCUUGGAUUCUUUAUUGUGUGGUAUAGCUGAUACCUUGGCGGGUUUCUCAUUUCAUUCUUUACUAGCUUUAACAUCGGAGCAUACAUAUUGACGAUACCCCAAAGAUAUCUGAUUCAUAGGAUAUAUACAUGAAAGAAGAUUCAAAUUUUGCGACUAUUCUGUGAUUCGCAGAACCUGCUUCUAACAAUUCAUCACCUUGUAUAGGAGUUCAUUUUAUGAGUUUACAGCGGACAGGAAGGGACAUGGAUGGAAGUUUUGUUGGGAGAAUUGUAGAUUAUUUGGAUAGGAGAGAGAGAGAGAUAAGAUGUAUAUGAUAGUCUUCCCCUUAGAAAAUCUGUGGUAUUCCAAAUAGUGAGCAUUCUGUAACUAUGGAUGAGACCUUUUAUUAUUACUAUAUAUAUUUUUAUUAUUAGGGUUUAGGAUUUUUAAUUUUACUUUUCGGAUUGUAAUCUAAUAUUCAAUUUCUUACCCUGCAUGUCUUAGCAGCUGGUAUAGUUUAUUUAUGAGUAGCAUUAAGU
Ipomoea nil (Japanese morning glory) is the source of this 4563-nucleotide messenger RNA. RefSeq names its product helicase-like transcription factor CHR28. NCBI's taxonomy places the organism in Eukaryota, Viridiplantae, Streptophyta, Magnoliopsida, Solanales, Convolvulaceae. The coding region runs from base 280 to 4044 and encodes 1254 amino acids. The transcript is spliced from 12 exons. Gene Ontology annotation, molecular function: ATP binding; ATP-dependent chromatin remodeler activity. The record is from RefSeq and is a predicted model, not a curated record.